AUGGAUGGGCAGGGAGAGGUAUGCAAGGAGGCGUGGGGCCCAGCGCACAGGAAAGCCAGCGUGAGGCUCAUCAGACGCGACGAGCGCGGGAAGCCAGACCGAGCAAGCCCCGAGCCAGACCGAGCUAGCCCCGAGCGCCACCGGAAGCCAGACGGAGCGAGCACCGGAAGCCAGACCGAGCGAGCGCAGGAAGCCAGACCAAGCGAGCGCUGGAAGCCAGACCGGCUGCUCUCACAGGAGCUGAGGACCCAUUUUCUAAGAGAGUCACGCGGUAUCAGUGUCUAUAGGUUCUGUGAGAGAGCCACGUCAGGGGUCCCUAGGUUGUCUUUGCACUCACCAGGUUCAGGGGUCGCCUUUAGCUUCCCAGGACGGCCAGCCAUGGCACCCGUCAGAAGGAAGCGCCGCAGGAGGGCUGCCAAGACCCAGCUGAAGGCUCAAGUUAUGGCCUCCCAGGACAAGGAGCAUGCAGGAAAGGAUCCAGUAAUUGAAGAACUUGAGGAAAGAAACAGUUUUACAGAAACAAAGGAGGAAAAUGUAACUGCUGAGCAUGGGGAAAGAGAACCUUUUGCUGAGACAGAUGGAUGCAAGGGGUUUGAUACCAAGAAGCUAGAAGAUAUUGCAGUAGGUUAUGUGAAUUUUCAAAACUAUUCUGUACAUAUCUGCAUCUCUAGUGAACAACAUAUUUUACUUGACUGUUCCCUAGGCAGGCAGAAACGUGAUUACAGACAUACUCUGAAGUUCCUGCAUGUCCUUGAAGAAUACAUUGCAGAGGAGCAAGAAGAAGAAGAAGAAGAAGAAGAAGAAAAAGAAGAUAUAAUUAAAACAUUUCAACGACAACAGAAGAAGUGGCAAGAAUAUAGAAGGGUUAGGAUAAAGAGGCUAAAAGAGAUGAAGCAGCUACAUAAGCAGUUCCUAAAGGCUACCAAGGAGUCUGAAAACAGUUAUUACGGCAUUUUGUCUGAUGAAGAAAGUGGACUCGAAAACUAG
Messenger RNA from Saimiri boliviensis boliviensis (Bolivian squirrel monkey), 987 nucleotides. The record is from RefSeq and is a predicted model, not a curated record. NCBI's taxonomy places the organism in Eukaryota, Metazoa, Chordata, Mammalia, Primates, Cebidae.